Messenger RNA from Knipowitschia caucasica, 312 nucleotides. The record is from the annotation of a GenBank genome assembly. Lineage: Eukaryota; Metazoa; Chordata; Actinopteri; Gobiiformes; Gobiidae.
AUGCAAGAGGCUAUAGGGGACCACCAGCCUCUCAGUCUUACUGAUUCCCAAGGGAAUUUGAUACUUGACUCGGAGGGAACCAGAGGUUCUCUGUAUUGGAAGCAAAAUGCCCGCCAGAUUUUUGCCGUAAAGGAGUGUGAUUACCAAGAACUAGAGAGGAGGAAGCGAAGGAGGAGGAGUCGAAAAGACGAUGAUGGUGAAGCUCUUGGUGAAGUUGCAGAGAAGUUGGAAGAGCGCACAAAAAGGGAUGUUGAUUCCUUCGCAAUUGCAGACCGUAAAGGAAGGUUUUUCCUGUGUGAUAUGCAUGAGUAA